AUGGGAUCACCGCUCUCGCCACUUUUGCCAAGUGUAUACAUGAACAAAAUAGAAGAGAACUUCAAGACGGCACCGCUACAACCGACAGUGGUCAUGUGGUAUUUGGAUAAUUACUUCGCACUUUGGUCAUAUGGAAGAGAAGAACUAGGAGAGUUUCUGAAAUUUGUAAACCAGAUUGAUGCAAAAAUUCAACUCACAAUGGAAGUAGAGGAAGGUGAGCGGUUUCCGUUCCUGAAUGUUGAAAUGAUUUGUUCUAAUGAAAUGCUGAAAAAUAAAUUGUUCAGAAAGAAGUCCUCUGCUGGGAUAAUGCUCAAUUUUCGGUCACAUCACGAUUACAGGCUAAAGAUUGGAAUAAUGAGGAGCGUGAUCAUCCGAAGCCUAUGCCUGAUGGAUGCAGAUUUCUGGGACGAGGAGCUAGACAAAUUGACUAGGAUCUUCCUCGGUAAUGGCUACCCAAGCGAAGUGAUAAAAUGA
This is a messenger RNA of Protopolystoma xenopodis, 474 nucleotides long. Lineage: Eukaryota; Metazoa; Platyhelminthes; Monogenea; Polystomatidea; Polystomatidae. The record is from the annotation of a GenBank genome assembly.